GUGUGUACGGGAUUUCAACUGAUCAUCACCCUGGAGGGGCAAGAGGACAGCGAUGCCGCGGAGAAACCGUGGAAGUGUGCAGACUGCGGAAAGGGAUUCACAUGUCCGUCAAAGUUGGAAACUCAUCGACGCACUCACACCGGGGAGAGGCCGUUCACCUGCUCAGUGUGUGGGAAGGAAUUCUCUCAGUCCUCCAACCUGGCGUUGCACCAGCGGGUCCACACUGGAGAGAAGCCGUACAGCUGCUCUUUGUGCGGGAAGAGAUUCACGCAGUCAUACAACCUGGCGUUACACCGGCGAGUGCACACCGGGGAGAGGCCAUUCACCUGCUCCGUGUGUGGGAAAGGAUUCAUUAAUUCAUCCAACUUGGUGUCACACCAGCGAGUUCACACUGAGGAGAAGCCAUUCAGCUGCACCUCCUGUGGAAUGAGCUUCAGGCUUUCAUCCACUCUGCUGAAGCACCAGCGAGUGCACACUGAGGAGAAACCAUUCAGCUGCACUGACUGUGGUAAAAGCUUCAGGCAUUCGGGCAGCCUCACUGUACACCAGCGCAUUCACACGGGGGAGAGGCCAUUCACAUGCGCCGCAUGUGGGAAGGGAUUCACUGAUUCGUGCCAACUGUUGAGACACCAGCGAGUUCACACUGGGGAGAGGCCUUUUGUCUGCUCGGAGUGUGGGAAGGGAUUCAUUGAUUCAUCCCAACUGCUAAAACAUCAGCGAGUUCACAAAUGACUGUGGCUCAAACUCUACUGUUAUCACAUCCAUUCUUACAGUUGGGUGUGUUUCUGCUGAUGUUAUCGCUUAACUGGGCUGGAGUUUAACACCCUGAAUCUACAGCUGAUGGUGUUCUCAGCACUGCAGUGUCCCACUGUAACUGUCCCUCUCAUCCUGUACUGAUCUUUGAUACAAGCUUUAUGAUUCAAUAUUUGAAAUGUUCCAAUUAUGAACAUCUCCAUUGAUCCGGUGCGGAUCAAUCCUUGCUGACAAUUCUUACUGACCUGGACAUUCUAUGCAAUGGUCCUUCUGUUGUCCAUGGUGAGAAUAUUAGUGGUAAUUUGGGGAGAAUCGAGUCCUCAAGUGUUACCCUCCCAUCUGGUAAAGAAACCCAGAAAUUGGAGGCAGAUCCAAGCCAAGUAAUGGACUGUAAGAAAUCAGUCUCUCUUAACUUCUGGGAGCUCAAAAAAUGAUUUGAGUCUUGUACAAAGAGCGAAGGAGACCUAUGUCACAAUCUGAUGAGGAAAGCUUCUACAGCUGCUUUCUGGCUGACAGACGCACGUUGUACCUGUUACCUCUGCCCAGGACUUGUCUCCAGCACAGGCUCUAAAACCAGACAGGUUUAAUUCUGGACACAUGCAAACUGUGUGAACGUUAAAGCAAGCUUGAGAGGAUAGGAAAGAGAAUUCGAAUUAAUUCAGUUUUGCCCCCACUAUUUAACUGUUCAGAGAAAACACCAGCAACAGAAGCCAGCACACACACUGCAUUAUCCUUGGGGAUCAAUCAACCAUUCUUACCUGCGAAGGCGAUAAGCUUUUUCUGACUGUUUAGCUAAUACAUUGUAUUUAAACUCUUGCCUCUCAAAAACCUCUUUUAAUAUCAAUAAUGAGUUUGACACCCCUCAGCCCCUGCGCCAGUAAUUUUGGGCUCUGGACCUAAAUUUACAAGUGGUGCUGCAAGUGGGGUCGUAGUGGCCCAGAUCAUAAUCUUGAGAAGCAGUGUUCUGAGGUAACUGCGAACAGAGAAGUUCUUAAAUGAAGCCGGGGUAUACAAUGAUGUUGGCAUGUUAUAAGAAAUAGAAAAUAACCUGUCGGUUAUAGGUGAGUGCAAUGGGAGUUAUGAGUAAACAUUCAAUAGGCUUUCUGAGGAGUUCAAGAGUCAAAAGUAAGAUUUGACUUGGGUCUAAAAUCAGUUGAUCUGUGUUUUGUCUUAAAUUUCUUUCUGGGAUGUGGUGAAUCACUGGAAAGACUAAUGUUUAUUGCCCAUUCCUCGUUCACAGAAUCCCUACAGUGUGGAAACAGGCCCUUCAGCCCAACGAGUCCACACCGACCCUCCGAAGAGUAACCCACCCAGACCCAUUCCCCUCCCUAUUAUCCUGUAAUUACCCCAACCAAUGCACCUAACCUAGACAUCCCUGAAUACUAUGGGCAAUUUAGCAUGGCCAAUUCACCCUAACCUGCACAUCUUUGGAUUGUGGGAGGAAACCGGAGCACCCGGAGGAAACCCAUACAGACAUGGGGAGAAUGUGCAAACUGUCCUGCCCUGGUGAACGUGGUGGUGAGCUGUCUUCUUGAAUAGCCACAGUCUGUUUGGUGUACGGACAUCCACAAUGCCAUGAGGGAUGGAGUUCCAGCGACACUGAAGGAAUGGCGAUAGGUUUCCAAGUCAAGCUGCAGAGUGGCUUGGAGGGGAAUGGUACUGUUCCCAUGGAUUUGCUGCCUGGGUUUGGAAAGUGAUGCUGGAGGAGCCUUUUGUGCACGUGUGUACCUUCCAGUCAGUUUAACAGUGCAAGUUUUUGAGGGAACUGGUGGAAAAAUUGAAAAAUAAAGUGGUGGUUGGUAGUAAAGUGUUGUGCAGGACUGCAAUUAGUUACACUGGGAACAGAAGGCACAGGAUUGGACACACACCAACAAAGGAGAAAAUCAAGCCAAGCACUGGAACAGAAUAUUGAGUCAGAGGCAGAAUCUAAGUGAGGAGUUAGAGGCACCAAAGGCCGAAAUCAGUCCAGACCUUUGUUUUGGUAUACUCCAACAGCUUCAGGCACAAACUGCCAGUGGGGACAUUUGUGGCACUGAUUGCAAAAUCAGAGCAGAGGACCAAGGACCUUGCUGGAACAAUAUACUUUGAAACACCUCCCCUGGCUCUGCUCCACUUUUAAUACACUAACGUCUGUGCGCAGAUUCUGAUCCUAUCCUUGAGAUGACAUCCUGGAGUUGCUUGUAUCAAAGAUUCUUAAUUUUAAUGUAUGUAUAU
Hemiscyllium ocellatum (epaulette shark) is the source of this 2967-nucleotide messenger RNA. RefSeq names its product gastrula zinc finger protein XlCGF8.2DB-like. The transcript has a single exon. Gene Ontology annotation, biological process: regulation of transcription by RNA polymerase II. The record is from RefSeq and is a predicted model, not a curated record. Lineage: Eukaryota; Metazoa; Chordata; Chondrichthyes; Orectolobiformes; Hemiscylliidae. Gene Ontology annotation, molecular function: RNA polymerase II transcription regulatory region sequence-specific DNA binding; DNA-binding transcription factor activity, RNA polymerase II-specific. The annotation marks the transcript as partial. Gene Ontology annotation, cellular component: nucleus.